Gorilla gorilla gorilla (western lowland gorilla) is the source of this 736-nucleotide messenger RNA. RefSeq names its product 6-pyruvoyltetrahydropterin synthase (gene PTS). Bases 97 to 534 code for a protein of 145 amino acids. The transcript has 6 exons. NCBI's taxonomy places the organism in Eukaryota, Metazoa, Chordata, Mammalia, Primates, Hominidae. Gene Ontology annotation, cellular component: mitochondrion. The record is from RefSeq and is a predicted model, not a curated record. Gene Ontology annotation, molecular function: 6-pyruvoyltetrahydropterin synthase activity. Gene Ontology annotation, biological process: tetrahydrobiopterin biosynthetic process.
CGCGUCUGGCACGCACUGCGCAGCCGCGGUGGGAGGAGGCACCGGCCGCGCGGCGGGAGGAGGUGGCGGCCGAGCAGCGCAGACAGCGCCGGGAAGAUGAGCACGGCAGGUGGUGGCCGUCGCUGCCAGGCACAAGUGUCCCGCCGCAUCUCCUUCAGCGCGAGCCACCGAUUGUACAGUAAAUUUCUAAGUGAUGAAGAAAACUUGAAACUGUUUGGGAAAUGCAACAAUCCAAAUGGCCAUGGGCACAAUUAUAAAGUUGUGGUGACAGUACAUGGAGAGAUUGACCCUGCUACGGGAAUGGUUAUGAAUCUGGCUGAUCUCAAAAAAUAUAUGGAGGAGGCGAUUAUGCAGCCCCUUGAUCAUAAGAAUCUGGAUAUGGAUGUGCCAUACUUUGCAGAUGUGGUGAGCACGACUGAAAAUGUAGCUGUUUAUAUCUGGGACAACCUCCAGAAAGUUCUUCCUGUAGGAGUUCUUUAUAAAGUAAAAGUAUACGAAACUGACAAUAAUAUUGUGGUUUAUAAAGGAGAAUAGCUAUUGGGGUUAGCAUUGCACAAAGCCCAAUUUCUUUCUGUGUUUGAAAAAGAUUUUGAUGCCCUUGGAAUAUUAAGAGGUCAACACGUGAUUGUUGUACGUACACAUUGUGCUCUGGAGUGCCUAUUUAUUGAAAUCAUUGUAAGACCUGUUAUAAAUUUAAGUCUAUUUAAAACUAAACUUGUAGUGUACAUCCUGAAAA